UAAUUACGCAACCGAAGACAAAACGGUGGCGUUUUGUAGAGAAAGCCUCAUUUGUCUUUACUAUUUUGGGUGGUACCCAUUCUAAAACCCACACACCCUAAAACCCUGACCCGCUCCGACGCCUCUUCAGUUAUGAAGACGAACAAAGCGACGGUUUUGACGUUUGCUGAGAAAUGCAAGAGUAUAUUGUCUUCGAAUUGGCAAGGGCAGCUCAAUACCGUCAAGGCUGAUGCUAAAGGAAGCAAGGAGGACAUUUACACAUCGAAGAUCAAGUACAUAUGCAAAAGAGGGAAGCCUUACAUUUGGGUACCAGAGAAUGAGUUGCAUAAUGUGAACUUAAUUGUUGAUGAACGGAGUUCUUUUUCUGUGGCUAAUCCCAUCCCAGGGCCACUGGCAAGUUUACUUAGAUCAAUAAAGAAGUUACCAGCUCGAGUUGCUCUGACUGGAGAUGUUGUAUCUUUAACAGAUGAAAAGGCUCAGUCUGCAACAAAAGUCCUUAGAGAAGACAUGCUAUCGGAACAGACAGCAAUCAGCACGUCUAGUUAUACAGUUUCAGGUGUAUUAAGUUCUUCUGACCAUAGUCGUACAUCGCGGAGUGAAAACCUUAAGGAUCUCUUGGAAGGGGAUGAAAAGUACAUAGUUUAUAAGUUCAACCAAAGAUCAUGCAUGUACAUUGAUGGCAAUGGAAGCACUCAUGACAUUGACCAAGAAGAUAUAGGUGGAUCUAAAGCAGAUCCGUUAGCUCCUUUAUCUGCUAAACUUAUUGAUGGGAUAAAUCAGAGUGUAGCAAGACGCAGAGCCCUGAUGCUUUUUUGUUUGACAUACAAGAAUGUCAAUGCUAAGGAUGCAUACAUGCUGUCUGUCGAUCGCAAGGGAUUUGACAUAUUGAGCAAGGUUGCCGGUCCGUUGUUGAAGGAUGGCAUUGGUCAGUACCAGUGGAAGGAGUUUAGAUUUACUUUGAAGGAAGAGGCACGUGAUGUUGAAUCAUUCUGCAGUCAACUAGUAGAAAUGGAAGAGGAUGCUGUUAAGGAGGUUUCAAGCCAUAGUGGUUUAGCAUGACAAGGUUUAAUGGCUGUUCUAUAUCACUCCAGCAUUUUUUUCUUUCUUUUUCAUUUCGACAUAUUAUAUGGAAAGAAUUCUUUGAUUUUUCUUUAUGCAAUCUAUUUUAAGCUCGA
Rosa rugosa (rugosa rose) is the source of this 1175-nucleotide messenger RNA. RefSeq lists its product as uncharacterized. The coding region runs from base 133 to 1059 and encodes 308 amino acids. Lineage: Eukaryota; Viridiplantae; Streptophyta; Magnoliopsida; Rosales; Rosaceae. The record is from RefSeq and is a predicted model, not a curated record. The transcript has 9 exons.